GUAAGAAUUUGACAUAAGGUUGACUGAAAUUGACUGAAUAUACAUAUUUGAUGUAAGUAGUGGAAGUCUGUCGAUGCUCUGCACGCUUAACAUAAAAUCGCCUUCGUUCUGUGGAUACAAUUAUAAUUUCAUGUGCUGUGGCAUGUGAAAAUAUUUACAUUACUCGACACUUGUCGUGGCACGCGAUAAUUACAGUAAUUUAUAUGCCCAUCCGGGGAAUAAUUAUUGUCGGCCAUGUUCUAUGCAUCAGAUAGCGCGAGCCUAGUUGAAUGAGUUUCGAGUGACAGUCGUUGGCCAGGAUGUGGCUUCAGUUCCAUUGAAAUGUCUCGGCUGAAGAGGGCUUUCCGCAAGACGCUCGUCGAGUUCUUCAAGAAGACGAGCCUGAAUGGCUUCGGCUUGCUCUACUUUAUUCGUCGGCGGCCGUAUCAGCGCAUCUUCUGGUUCCUUUUCAUAGCCACGGGCAUCUCGGGGGCCACAUUUGUGGUCUGUACGACGCUGCUGCAGUUCUUGGCCAGGCCCACAGUGACGUCCUUGUCCGAGGCGAGCUUCGAGUCCGUGGAGUCGUUGCCGUUUCCUGCUCUAAGCAUUUGCAGUGCGAACAAGCUGAGUCGCCAGCGCCUGGAGGCAUUUGCCGAGCAGCUGGCGUUGACUAACGGAAAGUCUAGAGCGGAUUGGCUUAAACAGCUGCAGCUGCUCGCUGGCUACUUUUAUCCUUUGGCCGUUUCAGCUACGGCAGCGGCUGAGCUGCAGGCUGCCUUGGCUGCUCUCUGGCCUCUGGAUGUGCGCAGGCAGCUGCUGCACUUCUCGCCCAGCUGCGAGAGUUUGCUGCUCAGCUGCCACGUGGAUGGAGUUGCCAGCAAUUGCUCCGAGCUCUUUCGGCUAACGCCCAGCCUUGAGGGCAGCUGCUGUGUCCUGCAGCGCACAGACCGCAUCUCAAAUGCUCUGAGGCUGCGUCUGAAUGCCUCCCAUGCUGAUGAUUUCCAUAUGCCGCGUCCUGGCUUCAGCUCUGCCUUCAGCCUGCAUCUGCCUGGCUGGCUGGGCCGAGCCACUCUCGCACCUGGCGAAGCCUCAGCUCUGCAUUUACGUCCGCUCCAUUUGAAAGCCGAUCCCCAACUACGUGAUUAUCCCUUGACCCAGCGUGGCUGUCAUUUUCCCGAGGAAGCCGAGCAUCUGGUGCAGUGCUUGCCCCAGUGUCGCCUACGCAGCACCGUUGCUGCCUGCAACUGCGCGCCGUUUGUCUACGACCUGUCCUCGGCCGAUGGUCAGCUGGAGAACGUGAGCUACUGUAAUUUGGCACACACGGCCUGCCUGCAGUCGGUGGAGGGUAAGCAGUCAUAAAGGAUCUUAACAGAGAGCUAACAUUAUAGCACCAGACUGGGUUUAUGGUCAAUAAGAAAGGUUUUAUUAUGGCAAUGAACGAAAGUCUUUAAUGUGGGCAUUGUAGUUGGAUGUGGCUGGCCAUGUGUUGAGUUGUUGGUGAGGUAGAGGCUCAGAGAUGGCUGGCGUUGGCUGAGGAGUAGUUCUUAAUUAGGUAUGUAGAGAGAGAGAGACUAGUUAGCAGUUGAGCCUAACUACAGCUACUUCCAUUCUUUUGUUGGCCACAAACAGCGUAGAUAGUAGCUGGCAUAUGGUGUUUUUUUCUGUCUAUUUAAGGUUUUUGUUUUG
Molecule: messenger RNA, 1665 nt
Organism: Drosophila arizonae
Lineage: Eukaryota; Metazoa; Arthropoda; Insecta; Diptera; Drosophilidae
Gene: ppk27
Product: DEG/ENaC-family ion channel pickpocket 27
Biological process (GO): sodium ion transmembrane transport
Cellular component (GO): plasma membrane
Molecular function (GO): ligand-gated sodium channel activity
Source: RefSeq, a predicted model, not a curated record